AUGCCUACUAGAUUAACUAAAACCAGAAAACACAGAGGUAAUGUUUCUGCCGGUAAAGGUAGAGUUGGUAAACACAGAAAACAUCCAGGUGGUAGAGGUAAAGCUGGUGGUUUCCAUCAUCAUAGAACAAAUUUAGAUAAAUAUCAUCCAGGUUAUUUUGGUAAAGUUGGUAUGAGAUAUUUCCAUAAACAACAAAAUCAUUUUUGGAGACCAGAAAUUAAUUUAGAUAAAUUAUGGACUUUAAUUGAAUCAGAUAAAAAAGAUGAAUAUUUACAAUCAUCAUCAAAAUCAGCUGCUCCAGUUAUUGAUACUUUAGCUCAUGGUUAUGGUAAAGUAUUAGGUAAAGGUAGAUUGCCAGAAGUUCCAGUUAUUGUUAAAGCUAGAUUUGUUUCAAAAUUAGCUGAAGAAAAAAUUAGAGCUGUUGGUGGUGUUGUUGAAUUAAUUGCUUAA
Molecule: messenger RNA, 450 nt
Organism: Lodderomyces jiufengensis
Lineage: Eukaryota; Fungi; Ascomycota; Pichiomycetes; Serinales; Debaryomycetaceae
Gene: RPL28
Product: 60S ribosomal protein uL15
Exons: 2
Coding region: 1-450 (149 amino acids)
Biological process (GO): translation
Cellular component (GO): ribosome; cytosolic large ribosomal subunit
Molecular function (GO): structural constituent of ribosome
Source: RefSeq, a predicted model, not a curated record